AUGAACACCGUCAAGUCUUUCUGGUUCGGUUGGGGCUCUUUGUGCGUUGGUGGCGCCGCCGCAUACUAUUUCGCCAAGAAGGAGAUCGAUGCCACACGCCGUAACCAGAUCGAGGAAAUGCGCCGCAAGAAGAGCAUGGCCAGCUCUCUCGAGUACUCGGAGAACGUUUCAUCCCAGCCCUUCUCUUCGUCAGCCAUGGGCGGAUCCGCCACCAACAACGGCUCUCCGGCACGGACGGACACGGCCGGCUCACCCAGCAUGGAAUCGAGCAGCGAUCCGGCGCCGACGAGACAUGCGCCUUCGACCGAGCGCGAAAGGGUGUUCGAGAAAAGCAAGUACGAGGCUAGCGUGCCAUAUUCCAGUCCGAAGGGGGAUCGAUUCUCUUAA
Neurospora tetraspora is the source of this 387-nucleotide messenger RNA. RefSeq lists its product as uncharacterized. The coding region runs from base 1 to 387 and encodes 128 amino acids. The transcript is spliced from 4 exons. NCBI's taxonomy places the organism in Eukaryota, Fungi, Ascomycota, Sordariomycetes, Sordariales, Sordariaceae. The record is from RefSeq and is a predicted model, not a curated record.